Emericellopsis atlantica is the source of this 2317-nucleotide messenger RNA. RefSeq names its product ankyrin repeat-containing domain protein. Lineage: Eukaryota; Fungi; Ascomycota; Sordariomycetes; Hypocreales; Bionectriaceae. Gene Ontology annotation, molecular function: protein binding. The coding region runs from base 351 to 2234 and encodes 627 amino acids. The transcript has a single exon. Gene Ontology annotation, cellular component: cytoplasm; nucleus. Gene Ontology annotation, biological process: regulation of barbed-end actin filament capping. The record is from RefSeq and is a predicted model, not a curated record.
CAUAGUAAGACUAGAACAUGUAAUAUGUCUGGCAUGAACCACCGCUCUGUUUUCUUUUCGUUGUAUUGACGCCAUUUGAUGAGACGGCACUGAAUUCCCUCCUGGUACCGGUGACCUAGCGUCCUGGAAAGUCACGCUGGAACGCAGCGAGCGUCCAAUCCCAUCACGCGCGAACGCCAUUUGGACCACACCAAGUAUCUAGCCUAACCCUCCUCCUGUUUCGUCUUCAAGAUCGCUACACUCUCGAAGUAAAAGCCUGUUGUCUAGUCUCCAAGGCUUUGAACCAGCAUCAGCAUAUAUUGACCAAAUUCGAAUUUCUUCUAGGCCCUGAAGCAGUACCAUCUUCCGACAUGGAUUCAGACGCUCUUCGGCCCCUCACUUUGGAGGCACUGCCUCCCGAGCUCAUCCAAGAUAUUGCCGCCAAAUGCGAACCGGACACAUGGCAGAUUGAUGUAAACUCACUGGCCAGAACAAGCCGCUAUCUACACCAUUGUGUGAAUGCACAGCUAUAUCGAUACAACUAUCGGAUCGGCCGAGAUCCAUAUACGGGUGGUCCCGAGCAUGCUCAGGACUGGGCACUGAGGAUGAAUCGCCUGUCCACUUUUGUGAGAACCUACGAAUUAGGUAUACGAGUUGACAAGCCUCACUAUUUGUUUCUCAAUGCGGUUGAAAAUCACGAUAUUGCCAUUAUUGAGUACUUGCUGUCCACAAAAGACGUGGACAUCAAACAGCGUGAUGAUUACGGCUAUCCAGCCCUCUACUGGGCCGUGGGCCCGCACAAAAGCACAAGCGGUGGGUUGCCCCGGCAGACUGUUGAGCUACUCAUCGCGCGUGGAGCAGAAGUCGACGCACCCGAUUUGGGAAUUGACAAGCUACCCAUGGGACGAGCAUGCAUGUAUGGCGACAUCGACAUUGUCAAGCUUCUUCUUGCCAAUGGAGCCAAUGUCAACCCGCCGACCGAGGACACUGUUGAUACAGGAAGCCGGGUCGAUUCCGAACGCUAUGGCUACGGGCCUCUUCACUAUGCGGCUGAUUUUAAUCACGUCGAGGUCAUACGUCUUCUCCUAGACCAUGGAGCAAAGAUCGAGUCAGCGUACUCCGACACUACAUGUACCCCUUUAUGGGUUGCUGCAGGGGCCGGAAAUCUCGCAUCUACUCGGUUUCUUCUCCAAGCAGGGGCCAAGGCAAACCCUCGCGGUACUGGGUUGUCUCCUCUUGAACACCUAUUUUCAUCCUUGAACGAGGGUCAAAAUGCGUGGCCGCCUCAGGCACCCUAUUUUUUCCAUUCGUCGUGUGUAUUUGCGCUUCUUGAAGCCGGCGCAUUGCCGAACACGCGGCUGCUAGACCGUGCUCUCGCUCAGAAACUUUCCGAAAUAGCCUGUGGCUUGGUUAAGUACGGCGUCGACCUGAGCUCUCAAGAGCCAUGGUUACUAUCUGAAAUCCUGAGGACGCACCCGUGGGACUGCUCCGCAUUAAUCAGGACCCUGGUUGGAAAGGGGUUCGAUUGUAAUAUGCGUCACCCAGAGGUUGGACUGGCACCCAUACAUAUUGCGGCCUACCGGAACGACACCCAAGCGAUCCGGGUGCUGCUCAAACUCGGGGCAGACAUUGAGCAGAGGGAUGAUUUGGGGCGAACUCCCCUCCGAUGUGCGAUCAGCACAAGAUUUGAGAGGCCCUCCGCAACUGAGGCUAUUGAGCUGCUACUGAAGAGAGGAUCGGACCCAUUGGCUCCAGACCGUCGACUGAAGACACCACUCCAUGCAGCCGCACAUUUAGGCGACGUGGCAACGAUGAAAUUGCUGCUGGAGUCGGACAUGUUUGGAGACGACUUGAGCCCGCGGGACCAUAGCGGCAAGACUCCCAUCUUCUACGCGGCAGAGAACGGAAACUAUGAGGUGCUGAAACUUCUCCUCGAGAACGGCCGCUCGGCAGAAUGCUACCAGCUUCGUGGCCAUAUGGAUGGCGACCAACCUUGCAAUAACCAUGAGGACGAGGAUGGCUGUACUCCUCUCAUAGCUGCAGCCCGUCAUGUGGGAGACAACAACGAUAACGACCUGCGAUCCGUGGAGAUCCUUCUCAGGGCAAAUCCGACCGAGUUUGACGCCAAGGAUCCGUCAGGCUAUGGUCUACUCGACAUCCGCCCUGGCAACAAGAGGCUUGAAGACAUAAUCAAUGAGCUAGCGCAGCAAUCGAAAAGAUCCGGCAAAGAGGCCAUCGAACGAUCACGUCACUGAAAAGGAGUAGAGGUUGAUCGGACCACAUUUUUCAAUCCUCCGUAACAAUGGUACUCGAACUCAACGGGAGGCAACGGAAUACC